Molecule: messenger RNA, 3878 nt
Organism: Nilaparvata lugens (brown planthopper)
Lineage: Eukaryota; Metazoa; Arthropoda; Insecta; Hemiptera; Delphacidae
Exons: 3
Coding region: 27-467 (146 amino acids)
Source: RefSeq, a predicted model, not a curated record
CCGAACGUAUUGUUGAAAAUGAAUCUAUGAAAGCUAUCCGGGUGAAAAAAGGAUUAUCGAAGAUGUCAGAAGACAAUGUGAACUUGGCUAAGAAAAUGGAAGUCAUCUUUACUGCUCAAAAACUGAUUGCCGACAGGUUGCCUGAUGCAGAACGGAUGGAUAGGAAUGGAUUACAUAAUAUUCGGCAAGCAGGUGAUGAGGAAGCGAAAUGUAUAGUUAAAAAAGCAGAGGAAAAAGUGAAACAACUGAAGAUGAGGCAUUCUCCAUACCGGGCUGAGGCUCCCAACAGCGAUUCUCCCCCGCCCUACUCUUCAAUCACUUCCACAAAUUUCAGUUACUCUUCGCCCGAAUUACAAAUCUUCUACAGCAGACCCAACCAUCAGUACGAUCUCCCUCCAGCUGAGUCUAUGGAUCAAGACAACCUGGGAGCUGUUGGUGGUAGCGGUAUGAGAGUAUCUAAUUUAUAAUUCCACUCAAAUCAUAAAGUACUUUUCCCAAAUAUGGAUAAUUUGUAAUCAAUAACUGUCUUUGUCUCAAAUUAAGAUUUAUUUUUCUAAAGGUUUUUAUCUCUAAGUUUUUUAAUAGUUUUUUUAUAAAGUUUACAUUCGAUUGCUUAUUGAUUUCAUUAUUUUUGAUGCUCAAUGUUCAAAAUAUGACUUCAAGUUUUAACUUGAGAACUGAAUAGCAACCUAAAAUAUAUCGUUAAUUUUUGCGGUUGUGAGGAAUAACAACACAUUAAAAUGGUAUUUCACUUGUAAAUUUAGAAUCAUGUAUGAUUAUUUUUGAUUGCUUUGAUUAUAUUGAGAAAUACCGUAAAUAAAAUACAAAUGAAUUAAUAUCUAAUUCAAUAGAUAUAUCUUAUUACUUAAUUGAUUAAAAAAUAUUUAUUUCAAAUAAAUCAUAAAUUACAAUGUCUUGGAGUGGGAAAAUAUUUUGAAACUUGAGCUUUUACAAAUGAAAGGCCAUAGCCACCAUACCUUAUUGUAACUGAACUAUAAUGACUGAGCAUUAAUUAUAAGACUAUAAUUACUUAUAAACUUAUUUUUUGCUUGAUUCUCAUAUCAAUUAGUGUUGAAUAGACCAAAAAGUAGGAAAUUCUACUUUUUCACUCUUAUAAGUCUCUGUGAUGAACAUAGAAUUGAACCAUAAUUCAUAAUUAUGUAGUUUUAAAUUUUAUUAUGAAAAUAUUAAACUAUGGAAAUAGAAGCGGUAAGCUACAUGUGAAAGAAGAAUUCCAUAUUUAUAUAGCAACAAAAUGAAAUAGAAAUGAAUUUAUAAGCAUAAUCCAAUAGAAAUAUAUUUAUUGCCAUUUGAUUCAUUACAAAUAUCGGCCAUUGUUAUAGGUAGAUUAAACAUAAUAAUAAUUCAUUUAUUUGAUCCAUAGAUUCAUAUACAUGAGUAUAAGAUCUUGUCAAACAGAAAUUGUCAAGUACAGAGUAAAAAUUUUAUAAAUAUAAAAAUACAUCAAUUCAAAUCAAUUUGGGCAGGUACUAUAAACUAAAAUGUUAUAUCACAGUUGGAAUUCAAAAAUUCUUCUAUAGAGUAAUGGGGCCUUUCUACUAAAUAACUAAAUAAUAUCAUUUUUAAAGCUUUAUUAAAAACAUUCUUGGCUCCAGCAGGAAGCUUGUUGAAUAAAUUGACACCACCCACACAUCAUGUUUUAUAGGACUUGUCUGUUCUACAUCUUGGAAGAUGCAACAUCUGACUAGAUCGUGUAUUAAAACUAUGUAUCUGCUACCGUUGAACAUAAUACGACAUGUUCUUUUUUAUAUACAGAACAGAGCAUAGUAUAUACAAGUUGAAUACAGUUAAUAAACAGAGGUCUACAAGUCUCUUGCUGACUCUUAUGAAAAAUAGUUGGAAUUGCUCUCUUCUGGUACAGCAGUAGAUGCUUGUGGGCCGUGUGCUGUGUGAUCCUACAAAUGCAUGCCAUAAGCUAGAUGACUCUGAACUAGAGCAAAAUACACCAUUAUUGGAUGCUGGGUUGAUAGCUGGUCUCCAAGUCUUCUAAGAACAAACGUUGAUCUUGUACACAGAUUGUCUACAUGAACACUUCAGGGUCUAUGUUGAAACCGAGCAGAGCAGUCUUACUGCAGGUGCUUGGGGCUCAUCUACACAGCGCAGACUGCAUAUCAUUCUUGAGGUCUUUCCAAUAUUAAGUUUCAAUCCAUCAGUUUCAAACCACUCCUUAACUUCAUUAAAUAUGACUGUUUCCAUUUGAUGUAAUACAUUGCAGUCUUUGUGCCGUACAAUGAGUGUUUUGUCAUCCGCAUAUAGUAUAGGGCUUUGGGGUAAGACAUAUGCUAAAUCAUUUAUUGAAAUCAGGAAAAGAAAUGGCCCAAGAACAGAUCCCUGGAGGAAACCAUACCUGACACUAACCUCUUGAGAUGACUUGUCGCCAACACAUACUAUUUGUCUUCUGUCUUCCAAGUAUGAUUUAAUAAGAGCCAGUUCUUCACCUUUAAUUCCAUAGUGCUCAAGUUUCAUCAGCAGUAAUUCAUGCUGUAUGCAGUCAAAUGCUUUGGUUAAGUCGCACAUUACUAGCAUUGCAUAUUCUUUUUUCUCAAAAGCAUCCAUCACCAGUCUUACUAAAUGUUCAACUGCAUCUGAAGUUGACUUGCCAGCUGUAAAUCCGAAUUGCAUAGGAGACAGCAGCUCAUUUAUUUCAAAGAAUCUUACCAACUGCCUAAAAAGAAUUAUUUCAAAUAUUUUAGACAAUAUAGGGAUAAGACUGAUUGGUCUGUAGUUUCCUGCAUUACUCCUAUCCCCUUUUUUAAAAACAGGGAUGACUCUGCUUAUUUUUAAACAACCAGGAAAAACCUUAAAUCAUAUAAAUCUUAUGCAAAUAUUAAUUAAGAGAGUUAAUGGAUGAACUAUUGCAAGUAUGAUGUCUUUGAUGAAACAAUUUGAUAACCCAUAUGCAUCUACACUUUUAGAAUUUGACAGAGACCUGACUGCAUCAAUCACUUCUGAUUCAUUAACUUCAUUCCAAAAGAAAUCAUCUUCAGCACGACCAGCUCUUGAAAUAUAAUUCUGGCUGGAAGAUAAAUCACAUUUCGUGGCAGAUACAAUAUCUUCCACAGAAUCUAAAAAGAAAUUGUUGAAUACUUCUGGAUCAAUAUCAGGUGCAUUAAACGAACUUGUAUUACAUGCUUCUUUGACAAUCUGCCAUGCUGUCUUAGUGACAUUGCUUGAGGAUGCAAUGCGUCUAUUAGUUGCAUAUCGCUUAGCUUCCUUUAUCCUCUUAUAAUACUCAGCAUUCAACCUCUUAUAUAUCAUAUAUACUUCCAUUGAUUCUGUUUCUCUAUAAAACGAAUAAUAAUCUAUAGUGAUUUCCUUCAAGUUUCUCAAGGAAUCAGUAUACCAGUCUCUCUUUCUGUAACAUGCUUCCUGUUUUAUUUUUGAGAGGAAAACACAAGUCAAAAUAUUUCGUCAAUAUUUCAUGGAAAACACAAAAUUCCUGGUCAGGGUUUUGGCCCAAUAUAACGGUUGUCCAUUCAAUAAAACUCAAAUGCCUUUGAAAUUUUAUAAAAUUACAAGCUCGAAAGAUUCGUUUGUAGGUGGAAUAGUCAUUAUUAUAUACAGGUUCUAUCUCUGUUUCAAAAAUAACAACUUUGUGAUCAGAAAUUAUAAAAUCCUCGACCCUUACACUAGAUUCUGAGCGAUGAUUAGUGAGUAUAUAGUCUAAACAAGAUUUACCUCUUGUAGCCUCCAUUUAUUUGUGAAUUUAUCAAAUGAUUUAAGUAAGUUUAGUACAUUCCGAGAGCUGCUACAAUUAUUAACAUGAUUAAAAUCAAUGUUCAAAUCUCCACAUAAGAAUAUUUUUGUGUUAGGCUUUGAGUUAUUAUAUACAGUAUUAAGAACAUUUUCAAGUGAUU